Molecule: messenger RNA, 3651 nt
Organism: Phoenix dactylifera (date palm)
Lineage: Eukaryota; Viridiplantae; Streptophyta; Magnoliopsida; Arecales; Arecaceae
Source: RefSeq, a predicted model, not a curated record
AUGGGCAAUGCUGGUACUUUCUCUUCCAUAUUCGACUUGAAAGCUCUACAUGAAUGCUUAUUUGCCUCAAAGGAUUCAAAUUUCUAUGGAAUUUCUACAAGUAGAAAUAUAGUUACUAGUUUCUCGGAUGGCAAGGAGAAUGGUUUUACAGAUCUUGAGAGUGGACUCCUUGCUCGGAACUCGAUAGCAGCACCCAUCCCGCACGGAAGAGGAACUAUGUCAGUUGAUCGUAAUUGGAUGUACCACCGACUUAGUGAAAAUGGUUAUAUAAGAGCUGAGUUCUGUGAUGGAGUUAAAGGGUUCCUUGAGUUUGCAUUUACUCAGUUAGAGUAUUGUAGUGGUGAUAAGAUUAGAUGCCCUUGUAUAAGAUGUGACAACCAGAAAUUUCUUAACCGUGAUACGGUCAAUGUUCAUCUUUUGAGAAAGGGGUUUACACCGGGGUAUUCAACAUGGUUUGCACAUGGGGAGUUACUUGGUGCAGUUGCUCCUAUAAGUACAAGUGCAGUAGAAGCAUCGACAUCAAUGGAUGUUGGUUGUGAACAUGGUCAGCAAUAUAGAACCAUGGUGAUGGAAGCUAUGGGCCCAGAAGAGGAACUUCAUUUGAGGAGUGCACUUGAAGUUAAUCAUGAAGAAGAGCCAAACAAGGAUGCUGCAGAUUUUUAUUCUUUGUUGAAAGAUGCAGAAGUACCUUUGUGGGAAGGGUGUAAAAAACACUCUAAGUUAUCUGCUAUUAGUCAAUUAUUAAAUUGCAAGUCUGAAUUUAAUAUGAGUAUAUCUUGCUAUGAUCGAAUCAUGAAAAUAGUGAAGAAUAUGUUGCCGGAAAGUGAGAAGCUGCCCCCUGAUUUCUAUCAAUCAAAGAAGAUGCUUCGGAAGUUGGGAUUGGAGUAUACAAGUAUUGAUGUUUGUGAGAAUAAUUGUAUGCUAUUCUAUAAGAAAACAGAGAAUUUGAUUGAGUGUACCAUUUGUGGUCAUCCUCGAUAUAAACUCAGAAGAAAUGAUGGUGGUGGUAGGAGAAAAGAUGUUCCUUAUAGAAGGUUGCGAUAUCUUCCAAUAACACCAAGACUUCAGAGGCUUUUUAUGUCAAGCAGAACGGCUGAAAACAUGUCAUGGCAUGUGAAGGGAGGUGAUUCAGAUGAGAUGGUGCAUCCUGCUUGUGGGGAGGCUUGGAAGCACUUUGACCGCAUUCAUCCAUCCUUUUCUACCGAGCCUCGUAAUGUGAGACUUGGGUUAUGUACUGAUGGUUUUAACCCUUUUAGCCAAUCAGCUCGUCCUUAUUCUUGUUGGCCAGUUUUCGUAACAGUUUACAAUCUUCCACCAUCAAUAUGUAUGAAACGACCCUACAUUUUUCUAAGUUUAGUCAUUUCUGGACCUAAGAGCCCUGGCAAAAGUAUCGAUGUCUUGCUUAGGCCUUUGAUUGAUGAACUUAAAAUAUUGUGGGAAGUAGGGGUCAGCACUUAUGACAUUUUUAGAAAAGAGAAUUUUCAAAUGAAGGCAGCUUUAUUGUGGACUAUCAACGAUUUUCCUGCAUAUGGCAUGCUUUCAGGAUGGAGUACGCAUGGAAAGUUGGCCUGCCCGUAUUGUAUGGAGAACUCAAAAACUUUUACACUACAACAUGGUGGGAAGACUUCUUUUUUUGACUGCCAUCGUCAAUUCUUGCCCAUGGACCAUGCAUACAGAUACCAAGUUGAUGGUUUCUUCAAUGGUAGAAUAGAGACAGACCCCCCACCUCCUCGACUGUCUGGUGAGGAGUUGAAAAAUAGGGUCUCUGCCUUGCCUAAUAUAACUUUUGGUUUGAAAGCCCCUAAGCACACCAUUCCUGGAUUCGGUAAAGAUCAUAAUUGGGUGAAAAGGAGCAUAUUUUGGGAGUUGCCCUAUUGGCAUACACUACUUAUUCGACACAAUUUAGAUGUCAUGCAUAUUGUUCGAAAUGUGUUUCUCAAUAUAUUUUACACUUGUAUGGAUGUAAAAGGGAAGACUAAAGAUAAUGUGAAAGCAAGGCAAGAUUUAGAGCUGUAUUGCAAGCGUCCUAAGUUGAGGAUUCAAUUUGUUAAUGGAAAGCUAGUUAAGCCUCCAGCUUCCUAUGUAUUGUCCAAAGACCAAGCAAUGGAGGUCUGCGAGUGGGUGAAAGGGUUAAGACUCCCUGAUGGAUAUGCUUCAAACAUAUCGAAGUGUGUUAACCUGGAUGAUUAUAAGUUUUACGGGUUAAAAAGUCACGAUUGUCAUGUUUUCAUGCUGAGAUUGCUUUCAAUUGCAUUCCGUGAAGUAUUGCCAGCACCAGUGUGGGAUGCAUUGACAGAAUUAAGCUGUUACUUUAGAGAUUUAUGCAGCACAACUCUGCGUGUCCGAGAUAUGGAGGUUCUUGAGAAAAAUAUUGUGGUAACUCUCUGCAAACUUGAGAAGAUAUUCCCUCCUGCAUUUUUUGACUCAAUGGAGCACUUACCUGUUCAUCUAGCUUAUGAAGCUAAGGUUGGGGGGCCCGUGCAGUACAGAUGGAUGUACCCCUUUGAAAGGCUUAUGCAUGAUAUAAAGCAGAAGGUAAAGAAUCGAGCAUCGAUUGAAGGUUCUAUUGUCGAGGCUUACAUCAUAGAAGAAAUAUCAACUUUCUGUUCGCAUUAUUUUGAGCCUUCUAUACAAACGAGGUUAAAUCAAGUUCCCCGUAAUGAAGACGAAGGGGAGUUUGAUCUCAUGGAUCGUCUAUCCAUUUUUACUCAUCAAGGUCGGCCUUUUGGGAAACCUUUUGGAAGGCAUUUGACUACUCAGGAGUUUAGUGCUGCUGAAUUAUAUGUUCUUCUGAAUUGUGAGGAGGUUCAACCUUUUGGAAAGUAUUUUGAUGAUUAUAUCCGCCAAUUUUGUCCAAAUAUAAGCCAAAUAGAUUUGGAAAGACGACGCGAAAUGGAGUUUCCGGCUUGGUUUAGGUCAUAUGUUAACGACAGUAAAAAUCAUGUUGAUGGGCGCUUAAAGGACCUAUCAUAUGGCCCUGGGAAUAAAGUUAAAUGUUAUAAAGGCUACUUUAUGAAUGGGUACAGAUUUCACACCAAAGAAUAUGGAAAGGAUAAAAGCACCUUCAACAGUGGUGUGUGCAUUAAGGGAAGCAGUUACAAUGACUUUGAGAGUGACUAUUAUGGGAUGUUGGUUGACAUUAUCGAGUUAGACUAUUUUGGGGUUGGUAAUAAAGUAGUGUUAUUCAAAUGUGACUGGUAUGAUAGAGAUAAGGGUAUGAAAGUGCACCCUCAACAUGGCCUCGUUGAGAUCAAUUACAAACUAAGACUUCCAACCAAUGAUCCUUUUGUAUUAGCUCAACAAGCACAUCAGGUGUUCUAUACUGGUUACCCAGGUAAGAAGAAGAAUCGAAGAUUGUGGUGGGCAGUAAUUAAGACAAAAGCUAGAGGUAGGUUCACUCCUAGUGUGACAGAAGAAAAUUUUCUUGAUUUUUAUCAAGAAGAAAACCACAGGAUUCCUACCCCAAUCUCGAUGACAGAUGAGCUUGAUGAUCCAGACAUUUUGGUUGGUGUUAAUAGAGAUGCAGAAGAUAUUGAUGCAGCAGAAAUUGAGUUGACGACUAACCAAAUGGAAGAGGACUUUGAGGAUGAAGAAGAAGAUUUUGAAGAUGAACAAACCGAGGAAGAGGAGCAUGAGGCUGAGGAAGAUUAA